Messenger RNA from Manduca sexta (tobacco hornworm), 1265 nucleotides. RefSeq lists its product as uncharacterized. The record is from RefSeq and is a predicted model, not a curated record. The transcript is spliced from 6 exons. Gene Ontology annotation, molecular function: N-acetyltransferase activity. Lineage: Eukaryota; Metazoa; Arthropoda; Insecta; Lepidoptera; Sphingidae. Bases 426 to 1145 code for a protein of 239 amino acids.
UGUCUGUGAAUUUUGUAACUUGCUUAUUUACAAACAUGACAAAUAAAAAUGGUUUUAUAGAAUUUUUACCAAGAUUAAUUAAUGUCACCGCUUAUUGAUUUAUAAAAUCGUUAUAAUAAUUGCUAUUACUACAAGAUAUUAGUGAAAUCACUGUGAAAACCAUAUUAUAAAAGAAGAUAAAAAUAUAUUUUACAAUACCUUUGAUGAAUAAUUUUAGUGAUAAGCAUACACUCUUAUGCAUUAAAAAAUAUUAUUAUAAAAUUAAGAAUGUGACAAUACGUAGAUACAUUAUUACUAAAGCCGAUAAAGUUACAGUGAAUAAGGAAGUCUUAGAUUAUUUACUUUAAAGGAAGUUAUAAGUGAGGAAUCGUUGUAAGGAUAGUAAAAAUAAAUUAAUUAGAACAUAGGCGUGUCCCCGGUCCUCAAUGUCCUGCACAAUUGUGGUGCGUUCUGCAUGUGCGGCGGACGGAGAAGCGCGCGCGGAUCUGGUGCGCGCUUCAAUACUGCAAUACACACGAGACGCCUUCUUCAUGUUUUUAUUUCAGGAGUUGACACUGCAGCUGUGUGUGCUGGGUGGCGCGGUGUUGUUCAUCUUUUGCGGCGCGUCGGUGGCGGCGUGCUGCACAGUGGUGCCAGCGCUGGCCGCGCUGCUUGUGGCCGCCGGCGUGUACGUGACACACGCCGUGCUCGCAGACAAACAUGUUGUUGACAUGCGUAAGGAGAUGAUUGGACUGGUGGCGGAGCUGCGCGCGCCGCUGCUGGUGGACCCGCGCUCGGCCCGACCGCGCGUGAUGCUCGCCGAUGGUGCCGAAUUUGCUUCCCUUAGACCAUUUCACACACAGAUAGUGGGCACCGUGAGCGUAUCGGAGCUGCGCAGCGCGACAAGCGGCGGUUGGUUACACUCCCUGGCCGUGCACGAGCAGUGGCGGCGGCGCGGCGUGGGGCGCGCGCUGGUGGGCGCGGCGCGGGCGCGGGCGGGCCGCGGCGAGCUGCUGGCGGCGGCGAGCGCGCUGCAGGGGAGCGCCUCGCGACUGCUGCACAAGGACGGGUGGGAGGUACGCGGCUCGUACCACCGCCCGCUGCUGGGCUCGGCGCUGACGCUGCCGGUGCUGGUAUUCGGAGUGGAGUCCUCUACGCUCGCCUGAACGAGGGCCCGCUUCAUUCUUCCCUGUCCACCGCUUUUAGAAUCUCCGAGAACCAAUAGGUUUUAAAUAAACAAAAUAUAUGUGUUUAUACAUUUAAUUAAAAAGUUUUUUUACCAACAA